Messenger RNA from Diversispora eburnea, 2307 nucleotides. Lineage: Eukaryota; Fungi; Glomeromycota; Glomeromycetes; Diversisporales; Diversisporaceae. The record is from the annotation of a GenBank genome assembly.
AUGUUAACAUCAAAAGUUUUUAGAAGAAAUAGUCAAAAUGUUAAAAAUUUAUAUAAUUCAAAAUGUAACUCCAAAUUUAAUAAUUGUCAAAAACAAUUACAAAUACUUAAAAUCAUAAAUUCAAAACGUUAUUAUUCAAAUAACUCACCCGUAAAUGAAAAGGACACAAUAGUUAGACUACUUUAUAACAUUGGUUCAAAAAUGGAAGUACAACAAUACCUUCGACAUUUUUCUUCCGUUGAAUCACAAAAAUUUGCUGUAAUAAAAGUUGGAGGUGCUGUUCUUUCGGAAGACUUAGAUAAUUUGGCUUCAUCUUUGACUUUUCUAAAUCGGGUUGGAUUAUAUCCAAUCGUAUUACAUGGUGCCGGUCCUCAACUUAAUAAUUUAUUAGAAAAGUCUGGUAUUGAACCUAAUUAUAUUGAUGGUAUUAGAGUAACUGAUACCAAAACUUUGGAAAUUGCUCGUAAAUUAUUUUUACAAGAAAAUCUUAAAUUGGUGGAAGCUUUAGAACGUUCGGGAACUCGUGCUAGACCUAUUCCUGGUGGUGUAUUCAUAGCGGAUUAUUUAAAUCGAGAAAAAUAUGGUUACGUAGGUGAAAUUAUUGAUGUACGUAAAAAUGUGGUAGAAGCUAGUGUUAAGGCGGGUGCUUUACCAAUUUUAACUAGUUUAGCGGAAACUCCUUCUGGUCAAAUUUUAAAUGUUAAUGCUGAUGUGGCAGCUGGUGAAUUAGCGAGAGUACUUGAACCUUUAAAAAUUAUAUAUUUAAGUGAAAAAGGUGGUCUUUUACAUGGUGAAACUAAUCAAAAGAUUGAUGUUAUAAAUCUUGAUGAGGAAUAUGAAAAUUACAUGGCACAACCUUGGGUUAAAUAUGGAACUCGAUUAAAACUUAAAGAAAUCAAGGAACUUCUUGAUUGUUUACCUCGAACAUCUUCAGUAGCAAUUACUGCUACUGAUAAACUUCAUAAAGAACUUUUUACUGCUUCGGGAGCUGGUACUUUGAUUCGUCGUGGUUAUCGUCUAUUUAAAUUUAAUUCAGUAAAUGAAUUGGAUAAAGAGAAAUUACAAAAAUUAUCACAAGUUCAAGUCGGAUCUUCUUUAUCCAGUAAUAAAGUUGAUUUAAAUUCAUAUGUUCAAGAACUUUCCAAAAGAUCUCAUACAAUAUAUAAUGAUCAUGAUGAAAUUAAGUCAUGGCAUUUUGAAAAAUCUGAUGGUAGUUAUACAAUGAAUGGUAAAACUUUGUUUUGGUAUGGAAUUGAAAAUAUUGAUGAUGUUUCUAAGGUUAUUGCGGAUUUUAUAAAUGUACAAUCUAAUCAAAAAAAUGGAAAUGCAUUUAUAAAUUCGAAUCGAUUAUAUUCUACACUUUCAACUUUCUCAAAUUCACCCACCAAAGUUGCAUUAAUCGGUGCACGUGGUUAUACCGGACAAAAUCUUAUAUCAUUAAUUGAUAAACAUCCUCACAUCUCAUUAUCUCACGUUUCAUCACGGGAAUUGGAAGGUCAAAAACUUGAAGGAUAUAAUAAAGGAAAUAUUAAAUAUGUUAAUUUGAAAUUAGAUCAAAUUAAAGAAAUGCAAAAGAAUCAUGAUGUUGAUUGUUGGGUGAUGGCUUUACCAAAUGGAAUCUGUUCCCCAUUUGUUCAAGCUGUUGGUGAAGGUCAAAAAGAACAACAAAAAAGUGAUAAGAGUGUAAUAGUUGAUUUAAGUGCUGACUAUCGUUUCACUAAUGAAUGGACUUACGGUUUACCUGAACUUAAUGAUCGAUCAAUAAUUAAAGAAUCUUCCAAAAUUUCAAAUCCCGGAUGUUACGCCACGGGAUCUCAACUUGCCAUUGCACCAUUAUUACCAUACCUAAAAGAAACACCAACCAUUUUUGGAGUUUCCGGUUAUUCGGGUGCAGGAACCAAACCAUCACCUAAAAAUGAUCCAAAAUUUAUUAAAGAUAAUUUAAUUCCUUAUACUUUAACUGAUCAUAUUCAUGAAAGAGAAAUUUCUUUUCGUUUAGGUAGAAAUGUAAAUUUCAUUCCUCAUGUGGCUCCUUGGUUUCAAGGAAUUAGUUUAACCGUUAAUAUUCCUUUAUCAAAAUCUUUUAAAUCUUCGGAAAUUCGUGAAUUAUAUGAACAAAAAUAUGUUAAUGAAAAACUUGUUAAAGUUACUGAAGAGAUACCAUUGGUUAAAGAUAUUUCCGAAAAACAUUUUGUAAAAAUUGGUGGAUUUGGAGUUCACUCUUCAGGAAAAAGUGUGGUAGUAAUUGCAACCAUUGAUAAUUUGUUGAAAGAAUAUGAAUCUCGCCUUUGGAUACGAGGAAUAUGA